Messenger RNA from Girardinichthys multiradiatus, 2116 nucleotides. It is a transcript of the gene sp5l, whose product is annotated as Sp5 transcription factor-like. Gene Ontology annotation, molecular function: RNA polymerase II cis-regulatory region sequence-specific DNA binding; DNA-binding transcription factor activity, RNA polymerase II-specific. Gene Ontology annotation, biological process: regulation of transcription by RNA polymerase II. NCBI's taxonomy places the organism in Eukaryota, Metazoa, Chordata, Actinopteri, Cyprinodontiformes, Goodeidae. Bases 341 to 1444 code for a protein of 367 amino acids. The record is from RefSeq and is a predicted model, not a curated record. The transcript is spliced from 2 exons.
CAUCACACUGGAGACCCCGUUGAGAGGAUAUUUUCUCUCUAUAAAGAGAAGACACAGCUCGGGCUUCUUUGAGAUGUUCACACUGGAUAUUUACAGAGCACAGCUCUGUUGAUAACUUCAGAUAUCAACUCAUCUGAACUGUCUGCAGUAAUAUUAACCCGGUGGAGCUGCGGAAGUUUUGGAUGAAACGGGAUUUCCCAGAUUAACGCUCAUCUGAAUUGCCGGAUUCGAUUAAGAUCCUGAAUGCGCACAUUUUGCCGCAUCUUCAGCUAUAGUUUCAGAUUUUGUACGUUCUCAAAGCAGUUUGUGCUGCAGGUGGUGAAAAGGAGCGCAAGGACAGAUGGCUGCACUCACGAUACAGAGGACUGACAACUUUUUACACACCUUUUUGCAGGACCGGACGCCCAGCUCCUCUCCGGAGGGAGCGUCAAACGCCCUCUCCUUCCUGGCCACCACCUGCAGCCAGGCCUGGCAGGUGGGCGGCUCUAUGGGCUCAGAGGGGUCACAGUUUCCCUAUGAAGGCACCGUCAGCUCCACAUCUGGAAUGUUUCAGCUCUGGAGCAACGACAUGGCUCCCAGUACGGCCCUCAGCACGCACCAGAUGACCUUCACGGUGCCAAAGGUGCAGUUUCCUGGGCACAUGCAGUCUGGCCUGGGUCACCCUCAUCAUCAUCACCACCACCAUCACCCCCAUCAUCACCACCACGAGCUGCCUCUUACCCCUCCAGCUGAACCUGCGUCCUCCUACUCCUUUGAACUGUCCCCUGUUAAGGUGCUGUCUUCGCAGCCGCAGUCCACCAGUCCUUAUUAUGCCCAACACAACAGCGUGGGACAAAACUUCCCCAGCUUUCUGCAGAAUUCCUCCGCCAGGCAUCACCUGUCUGGCGGCCAUGUGGAGGACGGGCAGCAGUGGUGGAGCCUCCCUCAAACCAACACCACUCAGACCAACCACCCGUUCUCCUUGGGCAGGCAACUGGUUUUAGGUCACCAGCCGCAGAUAGCCGCUCUCCUCCAAGGAACUUCCAAAGGUUUGCUGAGCUCCACGCGUCGCUGCCGGCGAUGCAAAUGCCCAAACUGCCAGACCAGCGGCGGGGGGCUGGAGUUCGGCAAAAAGAGACUGCACAUCUGCCACAUCCCAGAGUGUGGCAAAGUGUACAAGAAGACGUCCCACCUGAAGGCGCACCUGCGCUGGCACGCCGGGGAGAGGCCCUUCAUCUGCAACUGGCUCUUUUGCGGCAAGAGCUUCACCCGCUCGGACGAGCUGCAGCGGCACCUCCGCACGCACACCGGGGAGAAGAGGUUCGGGUGCCAGCAGUGUGGCAAGAGAUUCAUGAGGAGCGACCACCUCUCCAAACACGUGAAGACCCACCAGAGCAGGAAGGGUCGGUCCGGGCAGCCCUCACAGAGCACAGACCAGAUGCUCACCAGUAUUAAAAGAGAGUGAUCUGCUUCAUACAGAUACAAUAAAGCAAGACUGUGAGAAUCACACUUACUGCCAUAGGUUUGCACUACAGGGUAAGCGCUCCCUGGAUGUUAUUCUUUCUUGUCAGAAUCCUGCUUUUAGACUCAUCUGGACUCAUCUGAAAAUACAAUGAUUGAGUAGAAACCCUUAAAUUAAAGUGUUGAAGUGAUAUUAUGAUAGUUAAACAUGGAGGAUUUUACCGUUCAUAAUGUAAAUCUCAUUUAAUGUCAACUGGUGUGAAAGUCUAUUUUUUCAGACAUUAUCAUGUACAUUUUACACUAUGUUAAAGAGCUGAUGACACAAAACUGACAGGGUUCCACCCUAAUAUGUUCUCCAAAUAAUUAAGUGAUACAUACAUAUAUGCCUUAGCAGAAAAACUGCAAUUACCCUGAAAUUGUAAAAAAGAAAUUGCACAAAUAUCGCUCAUGAUAACUCAGUUUUCAUUCCAGAUUUUCCCAACUAAAGCCCACAAUGUGUUUGGACACUCUUUCAUCUACAGAUUUAUCUGCUCUUAAGUGGCAAAGUGAUAAGAUAUCCUGCAGAUUAACCCUUUUUAACUUUAAAAUUGUUUGUAAAUUAUGUAUACAUUUUCUGAACAGUUAUAUUUGGGUUUUGGCAGCAUGUAAAUUUUAAUAAACACUGUCAUGGAAACAA